This is a messenger RNA of Paramecium tetraurelia, 318 nucleotides long. RefSeq lists its product as uncharacterized. The record is from RefSeq and is a predicted model, not a curated record. The transcript has a single exon. Gene Ontology annotation, molecular function: P-type transmembrane transporter activity; nucleotide binding. Gene Ontology annotation, cellular component: membrane. Lineage: Eukaryota; Ciliophora; Oligohymenophorea; Peniculida; Parameciidae.
AUGUCUCUAUUAAAACUAAAAUAAAUAGAUAUUGUAGGAUCAAAUCCUAUUAAAACUGAAGAUUCUGGUAAAAUUGACACUGUAUGCUUUGAUAAAACUGGAACACUAUCUACAUCAGGUUUAUAGGCGAAUUAUUAUAUUCCUCAUCAAGAGUCUUUAUUGGAAAUCAUGGCUUAUUGUCAUCACUUGACUAUAAUUAAUGAGGAGUUAAAUGGAGAUCCAUUAGAAUUAGAAAUUUUUAAAUUAACUGAUUGGAAUAUCAAUUUUGAUAACUAAAAGUACUUCAAAGUUUCAAAAAACGAAAAGAGUUUUUGGUGA